AUGAAAGAGCAUUGGACAUCACUAGCUUCACUUCUCGGAGUCUUAGCAUUCUGUCAAAGCCUAAUACAAUCAUUCUUCUCCUCUCACUGCUACUACGACAUAACAGAGCUCGACGGCGUCAACACCAACGAACUCUACAACGCCGUUCAAAUCUACCUCAGCUCCUCCAUCUCCAUCUCCAGCAACCGUUUAACCCUCACCCGCGCCGUCAACUCCUCCACCAUCACGUUCGGUCUCUCAAACAACGACUCCAUCGUCGACACUUUCAACAACGUCACCGUCCUAUGGGAACACGUCGUCACUCAAAGACAAACUCAGACCUUCGCAUGGAGACCGUUACCCGAAGAGAAACGCGGGUUCACUCUCCGUAUCAAGAAAAAGGACAAAAUCUUGAUCUUAAACUCUUAUCUUGAGUUCAUCGUGGAGAAAGCUAACGAGAUCCGUCGUAAAAGCCAAGACCGGUUGCUUUACACGAACACACGUGGCGGGUCUUUGGACUCGAGAGGACAGCCUUGGGAGUCUGUUCCUUUUAAGCAUCCGAGUACGUUCGAAACUCUUGCGAUGGAUCCGACAAAGAAGCAACGGAUCAUGAAUGAUCUUAAGGAUUUUGCGGAAGGUCAAAUGUUUUAUGAGAGAACGGGUAGGGCUUGGAAGAGAGGUUACUUGUUGUAUGGUCCACCUGGUACUGGUAAGUCUAGUAUGAUCGCAGCGAUGGCUAAUUAUCUUGGUUAUGAUAUUUAUGAUCUUGAACUCACUGAGGUGCAUAGCAACUCGGAGUUGAGGAAACUUCUGAUGAAAACGAGUUCUAAGUCGAUAAUUGUUAUCGAAGACAUUGAUUGUUCGAUCAACUUGACGAAUCGGAACAGUGGACUCAAAACCAGUCCUGAGCAUAGUAAUUUGGGUGAAGAGUCUGGUAACGGGGACACGAUAACGUUGUCGGGUUUGUUGAACUUUACUGACGGGCUUUGGUCUUGUUGUGGAAGCGAGAGGAUCUUUGUCUUUACCUCAAAUCAUAUAGAGAGGCUUGAUCCUGCACUUCUUAGAAGUGGGAGAAUGGAUAUGCAUGUGUGCAUGAGUUACUGUGAUUUCUCGUCGUUGAAGAUUUUGUUGAGGAACUAUUUAGGGUACGAGGAGGAAGAUGUGGAUGACGAGGUUUUGAAGGAGAUGGAAAGCGUGGUGGAGAAGGCGGAGAUGACGCCUGCGGAUGUAAGUGAGGUUUUGAUCAAGAACCGGAGGGAUAAGGAGAAGGCGGUUAGGGAGUGUUUGGUGGAGUUGAAGAGUAGAGGGGAGGGAUGUGUGAAAGUUGGGAAAUUGAGGUGUCAAAGUGGAAAUUUGAGGGAGUUAGAAAUUAUGGAGGAAGAAGAGAAGAGGGCUAUAGAUAGUCAAAAUGUAGAUGAUGAAGUAAAAACUGGACCAGAGGAUAACUUUUGUAAAGACUAG
Eruca vesicaria subsp. sativa (arugula) is the source of this 1440-nucleotide messenger RNA. Lineage: Eukaryota; Viridiplantae; Streptophyta; Magnoliopsida; Brassicales; Brassicaceae. The record is from the annotation of a GenBank genome assembly.